AUGCUACCUCCUGUCCCGGUCCUCAGCGACUAUGGAAUCUCUCCAGAAUAUGGAUUCCUUCCGGCCGAGUUGCCUCUUGAGAGGCUCCCUGACCCAUAUUACAACAAGUGGGAAGCUAUCGUGGCAAACCUUCAGGGCUUGGUCUUGAGCAAGCGCUUGCGAGGAGUCAUUGAGAGACUUCCUAUUCUCUCAACUGCUGGUUUGGAACACGACUCGGAAUGGCGGAGAGCGUAUUCAUUGUUGUGCUUCAUGGCUCAUGGCUACAUCUGGGCUGGAGACAUCCCCUCAGAGCGCCUGCCAGCAGCCAUCACAAUUCCGCUCAUCCACGUCUCCACCUAUCUUGAAGUUUUACCAGUCGCUACAUACGCUGCUGUGUGCCUCUGGAACUUCAAGCCCUUAUUUGCAGAUGAGCACGUCGAUAACCUCGAGAAUCUAGCCACCCUCACGACGUUUACCGGCUCCAUCGACGAGUCAUGGUUCUACCUCGUUUCGGUUGCCAUCGAGGCACGAGGAGGCCCGAUACUUCCUCUCAUGCUCACUGCUAUUGAGGCGGCCAGAGUCAACGACAGUCGCACCGUGGCAGCUUGUCUCAGAGCGUUUGCCGAAAGACUCGAUGAUCUGGGCACUCUCCUUCAACGCAUGCAUGAAAGCUGCGACCCACAAGUUUUCUACAACCGCAUCCGUCCCUUCCUCGCAGGAAGCAAGAACAUGGCAGAGGCAGGAUUGCCCAAUGGUGUGAUCUACGAGGAUGGUACGGGCAAGGAGAAAUACAGACAAUACAGUGGUGGCAGCAAUGCACAAAGUUCCCUCAUCCAAUUCUUCGACAUCAUUCUUGGCAUCGAGCAUCGUCCAACUGGUGAAAAGAAGGACCCUGCUUCCGAGAGCGAGAAAGAGGGCACCGGACCUCCGCUCAAGCAUAAUUUCCUGCUAGAGAUGCGAAAAUAUAUGCCUGGACCGCACCGCCGUUUCCUCGAGGAUGUCACCAAGGUCGCGAAUCUCCGCGAUUAUGUGGAAGCACAUAGCAAUAACCGCGAAUUGACUGUGGCUUACGACGCCUGUCUCGCAAUGCUUCGAGCAUUCCGCGACAAGCACAUCAAUAUCGUCUCUCGCUACAUCAUCAUCAAAUCCCGCGAGUCACGCUCUUUGUCUCGCUCCAAGAGCCCCGUUGCAGAGCGCCGCAAGAUGGAUAUCGCUACCGCCUCUCGUCAAGACAAGAAUGAUUCUUCUAACAAGAAGAAGUUGAAGGGAACGGGCGGUACGGCCUUGAUUCCAUUCUUGAAGCAGGCACGUGAUGAGACUGGAGAGCCGGCUAUUGAUUCCUGGGCUAGACGUGUGAUGAAUAGGGAUUUCAGCACGAGAGGCCAGGGUGAUUUCUUCCUUGGCAAGGAGGAGGCGACGGAUGGCGAGUGUGGAUUAGCGGGAACUUGGAGUAUUGAUGAGAAUGUUGGGGGUAUUUGUCACUACUAA
Molecule: messenger RNA, 1467 nt
Organism: Hyaloscypha bicolor E
Lineage: Eukaryota; Fungi; Ascomycota; Leotiomycetes; Helotiales; Hyaloscyphaceae
Product: indoleamine 2,3-dioxygenase alpha type
Exons: 2
Coding region: 1-1467 (488 amino acids)
Biological process (GO): 'de novo' NAD+ biosynthetic process from L-tryptophan
Cellular component (GO): cytoplasm
Molecular function (GO): heme binding; metal ion binding; indoleamine 2,3-dioxygenase activity
Source: RefSeq, a predicted model, not a curated record